UAAUUACUUAGGUAAUGAUGGGCAAAAACAGGUAAACUAUGUAACUGUAAGCAUCACAAAACAAGUGCACCAGGAAAUGAUUACAAGAGAAGAGCUGCAUGUAACCACAUGUCUUAUCACUAGUUUCCUCAAAAUGUGAUUUAUCAAAUUCUAUUCUUGAAAUCUGCCCUCUUGUGGAGGAUCUGCGAUCUGGAAAGUACCAGUUUCUGCUGCCUGCACCUUUUGUGAGUUUGAGCUUCAAAAAUAAAAAGGAAAUCUUUUUUCCCUCUUUUUUUAACAAGUCUUUUAUUGACUCAGACAAUACUGCUUUAAGUUCAUCCCAAAAUUAUUUCUACCCCAGAUUUGAUGUGAUCUUUUAAUUUGACCAGCAUGUUUCUUCUGACUGGAAGUUACAGGUACGUUUUGUAGUGGUCCAACCAGAGUCACGGUUUCUAUGGACUUUCCACUUUUUAAAUUGAAAUAAAAAUGGAUUUCUCUAUCACCCCAUUCUUGGUUAAUUAAAAAUAACUUUAAAUUUACCAGAUGCUUGAAUAAUGUCUGCCUUAACUAUGUAUCAUUGAAGAUUUCGUUGAAAGAUUGUGAAAAUGUGUCCAUCAGUUUCAGUUGUGAUACUCUUGGUACGUUGGCAGAAUUUAUGAGUCAUUGCAACAACAUGCUUCAACAAGAGUUUGACAUCUUGGGGGGGGGGAGGGAAGCAAAAAAACUUCCCCUAAAUGUGUUUCCCCUUAAAUGUGAAUAACUGGACAGCUAAAAGCAUGGAUAUGAGAAGGAGGGAAUGCAUGUACACAGAAAUAAGUCAUAACCUUUGAAUUACUACAAAAAGAAAAAAAAAAAACAUGAAGAUUUUUCUUGUUUAAUUUCAUUCAGGAUGUAUAAGCAAGUGCUAUUUUGCCAUACUGGUGAAUCAGCAAUGAGAUUCUAUGACUUUAUGGCAGAGAUCUUGGCCUUAGGAGAUCCGAGCUUACAAGGUGUGAGAAAUCUUUAACCUUUGCACAUGCCAGCUUGUUUUGUGAGUGUGAAUGCGUGUGAGCUGGUACUGUAUGGACAGCUGACAUCCAAGGACCCAAACAUGAUGUAUAUAAAGGGACUUUAUGUUUGAGUGAAAGUCACUUUCCGACUGAAGCCUUUCACUCACAGAAUGAAUGCCUUUUAUACUGUCUUCCUCUUGGCUGUUGGUCUCUCCGUAGCCCACUCUCUGGACUACAAGGCUCUCCAUCAGUUCAGGGCCAUGAUCCUGUGUAUGUUGCCUGAUAGCUGGCCUGCUCUUGACUAUUCAGACUAUGGUUGUUACUGUGGAUACGGAGGCUCUGGCACACCCAUUGAUGAUCUGGAUAGGUGCUGCCAGGUUCAUGACCAGUGCUACAGUGACGCCAUGCAGCAUCCGGAGUGCUGGCCCAUCCUGGAUAACCCUUAUACCGAGAUUUACUCCUACACCUGUGAUGAGGCUAACAGAAAGCUCACUUGUACAAACCAAAACAAUGAAUGUGAGAUGUUCAUCUGUGAGUGCGACCGCAAAGCCGCAGAAUGUUUCAGCAGGUCAGAGUGGAACCCCGAGCAUGAGCACCUGCCAAGUGACCAGUGUCAGUAGAGUCCUGCACAAACAGCUGCGUCUAGCAAAGAAUCUGUGCCACAACAAUUUACAAACUGCUAUACUACUUCAUCUGGUGUCAUUCUGAAUCACAGUGACCUCACAGGACCAUCUACUAAAUAUAUGAUUCCAGCGUGGCCUUUCAAGCAUCCAUCUUUUCUCCAUCUGGAUGUUUCUGGUUGGACUUGCUGCUAUAUCUCACCCUAAAUGUCAUCAUCAUGUUUACCAUCCACUUGAGUGUGAUGGUAAUUGCAAUUUUUAGUGCAGUUUGCAGUCAGCAGAGGGCACUGUUCCUCAUUUAUCCCAUUAGUGUGUCGGACGACAGAGUAAAGCAUUGACUUGCUCAACAACAGUUGUUCUUCUCACUUUAUGUAACAUAUCUAGAAAUAAUAAAUGACUUUUUUCCAGAGGAAAAUAAAUAUUUUCUUUUUCAUUACCUAAAUCCUCAAAAUUUUCACUUUUAAGUGGUCUGUAAAUUAUUGCAAUGACCUUAGUAAUUUUUUGCCAAAACUGAUUUUGGCAACAACAAUACUUUUGGCAAAAAAUGGCUUUAGCCAUUACUUUAGGAAAGUGAAAAAAUGUUAAACCAAUUUUCGUGUAACUAUUCUGGUGCUUUCCAAUUGAUUGCAUCAUGCUGACAGCAUGACUUAGUUACACAAUGUUUGCAAUAAUAUUAAAUUCCUAUUGCAUAAUUGAAAA
Messenger RNA from Xiphophorus maculatus (southern platyfish), 2287 nucleotides. Its product is annotated as phospholipase A2-like. The transcript is spliced from 4 exons. NCBI's taxonomy places the organism in Eukaryota, Metazoa, Chordata, Actinopteri, Cyprinodontiformes, Poeciliidae. Gene Ontology annotation, molecular function: phospholipid binding; calcium ion binding. The coding region runs from base 1139 to 1588 and encodes 149 amino acids. The record is from RefSeq and is a predicted model, not a curated record. Gene Ontology annotation, biological process: phospholipid metabolic process; lipid catabolic process; arachidonate secretion.